AUGCAAUUUCUAGGGUUGACAAAACAAACAAAAAGUUUCAGUCUUUACUACAAUUUUUUUUGUUUCUUGAAUUUCAAUCUGAUUUGUCUCUUUUCAGCUUCAGAGAAAACUGGUUCUGUAAUGAAAUUUAUAGUAGCAGAGGCGCCAUUAUUAGGACCUGGUUUCAACAACCCUCAAGUAAAUGAAGUUGCUUCAGUGGCAUUAGCUGCUCAAAGAACAUAUAGAAAAGAUCCUCUUAAUGGUUUUGAGAAAUACACUGGAGGAUGGAAUAUCAGCAACCAACAUUACUGGGCUUCAGUGAGCUAUACAGCUGUUCCUCUCUUUGUUCUUGCUGCUGUUUGGUUUCUUGGGUUUGGCAUCUGUUUAUUAGUCAUCUGUAUGUGUCACAUUUGCCAUAGAACCAACUCUGUUGGAUACUCGAAAGUUGCUUAUGUUGUCUCCCUCAUCUUCCUCCUCAUCUUCACUGUUAUUGCAAUAAUCGGAUGUGUUCUUCUAUAUUCGGGUCAGAUCAGGUACAAUAAAAGCACGACAGAGACAUUAGAGUAUGUCAUGAGUCAAGCGGAUAGCACGAUUUCACAGCUUAGAGCUAUCUCUGAUUAUCUUGCUUCAGCUAAGCAGGCUGCAGUUCUUCAGGUUCUUUUACCUGCAAAUGUCCAAACUGAAAUCGAUCAGAUCGGAGCGAAACUGGAUUCUUCUGUAGCAACCAUCACUGAGAAAUCGACUAAUAGCUCCAAUAACAUAAGACAUUUCCUUGAUUCCGUGAAGGUGGCACUUAUCGUAGUUUCAAUCGUCAUGCUUGUUGUGACAUUUCUUGGUCUCGUUUCUUCAAUUUUCGGGAUGCAGGUCAUCGUUUACACCCUUGUGAUUUUGGGAUGGAUUCUGGUGACCGGUACAUUCAUUUUGAGUGGAACAUUCCUUGUGCUACACAAUGCAACUGCAGACACAUGUGUGGCAAUGAGCGAAUGGGUUGAGAGACCAUCAAGCAACACGGCUUUGGACGAGAUCUUGCCUUGUACAGACAAUGCCACAGCUCAGGAAACUUUGAUGCGUAGCAGAGAGGUGACCGGUCAGCUCGUGGAUCUAAUCAAUACAGUCAUCACUAAUGUCUCAAACAUCAACUUCUCUCCAGUCUUUGUCCCAAUGUAUUAUAACCAAUCUGGACCGUUGCUUCCAUUGCUCUGCAAUCCUUUUAACCAUGACCUUACGGAUCGUUCUUGUUCGCCUGGUGAGCUCGAUUUGAACAAUGCUACUCAAGCAUGGACCAGUUUCGUUUGCCAAGUGAGCCAGAACGGGACUUGCGCCACAACAGGGAGGCUCACACCGGCGCUGUACAGUCAGAUGGCAUCAGGAGUGAACAUCAGCACGGGGUUGAUCAGGGAUGCACCGUUCCUGGUCCAGCUUCAGGACUGUUCAUAUGCAAAGCAGACCUUUAGAGACAUAACCAAUGACCAUUGUCCUGGACUCCAGCGUUAUGGCUAUUGGGUCUAUGUGGGUCUGGCCAUUUUAGCGACGGCUGUGAUGCUCUCACUUAUGUUCUGGAUCAUUUACAGUAGAGAGAGAAGGCAUCGGAAGGAAGCUCUACCUGAAUUUUCAGACAGUAAGGAGAUUGUAAGAGUUAACUUUUGAUGUAUGUCUCUGUAGAUCUUAAGCAAAGUGUUUUAAGUCUCAACACACUUGAUUUGUGCUUUCUUGUCUGAACAAAUGAAAAAUCAGAUAUCAG
Molecule: messenger RNA, 1720 nt
Organism: Arabidopsis arenosa
Lineage: Eukaryota; Viridiplantae; Streptophyta; Magnoliopsida; Brassicales; Brassicaceae
Source: the annotation of a GenBank genome assembly